CACACAUACAAUGAGGGCAUUCCAAAUCUGCAUUUUGGUACUCGCCAUUGUCUGCAGCAUCUCCUGUGGAGAUGUAAAGAAAGACAAAAGAGGCGUUUUAGGACUGGGAUAUGGAUCAGGUUUGGGCCACCUUGGCACAGGGGGCUUGGCAAUUUCCUCAGGAUACGGUUUAGGCGGUGGCUCCUUGGGCCUUAGCAGCGGGGCUAUCGGACUAGGAAGCGGCGCUAUCGGGCUUAGUAGCGGCGCUAUCGGAUUAAGCAGCGGCGGCAUCGGAAUUGGAGGUCCUGUCAUCGGCAUUGGUGGCGGCGGAAUUGGCCUUGGCGGCGGAGCCAUAGGCUUAGGAGGCCUAGGACUCGUCGGCGGCGGCACCAACACCGUCACCACAAUCAACCGAGCAAUUCCUGUGCCGGUACCACAGCCCGUCCCAGUGACCGUCAACCGCCCCGUCCCAGUUCCAGUGCCCCAACCCGUCGCUGUUCCAGUGCCACGCCCAGUGCCCGUUCCCGUGCCCAGACCAGUACCAGUCACUGUCACUCGCCCCGUUCCUUAUGAAGUACCGCGCCCAGUUCCCGUACCUCAGCCCGUUCCAGUACCCGUUUCUGUGCCACACCCUGUGCCUGUUGCAGUACCACAGCCUGUCCCUGUGACGAUUCCUCAACCAGUUCCUGUUAGAGUACCAACACCUGUGGCCGUUCCAGUUGCCCAACCCGUCGCUGUCAGCUCCGGCAUCGGCAUCGGAGGUGCUGGCAUCGGACUCGGCUCCGGAAUCGGAAUCGGCUCCGGAAUCGGAAUCGGCUCCGGCAUCGGAAUUGGCUCCGGUAUCGGAGUCAGCUCUGAUAUUGGGCUUGGUUCCGGUAUUGGAUACGGUUCCGGUAUUGGGUACGGUUCCGGUAUUGCCGGUUCUUCCAUUGCUUUAGGUUCCGGAUUGGGACAUGGAGUUGGUUUGGGCUCUGGAGCUGUUUUAAGCGGAGGCCACGGCGUUGCCAUCGGAAAGGGAUGGUAACUCAUUGUCUGUGAACACUAUUGAUCUAAGUCUCAUGUGUAAAAUUUAGUGUAAAUACGUAAAUAUAAAUUUAUUUUUUA
Zophobas morio is the source of this 1083-nucleotide messenger RNA. Its product is annotated as tetra-peptide repeat homeobox protein 1-like. The record is from RefSeq and is a predicted model, not a curated record. NCBI's taxonomy places the organism in Eukaryota, Metazoa, Arthropoda, Insecta, Coleoptera, Tenebrionidae. The coding region runs from base 11 to 1003 and encodes 330 amino acids. The transcript has 2 exons.